This is a messenger RNA of Epinephelus lanceolatus (giant grouper), 2807 nucleotides long. RefSeq names its product small G protein signaling modulator 3 (gene sgsm3). NCBI's taxonomy places the organism in Eukaryota, Metazoa, Chordata, Actinopteri, Perciformes, Serranidae. Gene Ontology annotation, molecular function: GTPase activator activity; small GTPase binding. Gene Ontology annotation, biological process: regulation of GTPase activity. The record is from RefSeq and is a predicted model, not a curated record.
AAAGCCCUUUUAAAGGGUGUAGGGAUACCACGGAGCUACACGUCGCUAGCAGGUGCAUAACGCAGGGGAAAUCAUAAAUACGAGACGAAAGAUGGCAUAGCAUAUGGCGUUUGACUCUUUCCAACGAUAGAAGACACGUCCGACACAACACGUAACCUUGUGCUUUCGGUAGAAUAAUGUCACGAGUGGGUGCUAUCUGCUGACCUCCUUCCUCCAGAGUGACUGUGGUGUUUGCGUGUAGAAGCCUUUCACUCUAAUACCAACAAAAUGUCAGGUACUUACACACCAGCCCCUGGUGGGCCGUUCUCUGCUCUCACUCCAAGCAUGUGGCCUCAGGACAUUUUGGCCAAGUACCAUCAGAAGGAGCCCUCAGAACAGCCUGAACUCCAAUAUGACGAGUUUGGCUUCAGAGUGGACAUUGAAGACGAUGGGAAGCCCACGUCCUGGCUGGGCUCCGAAGGCUCACCCCAGCGUGAAGACCCCCAGCAGCGAUUGCGCUGGCAAGCCCACCUGGAGUUCACCCACAACCACACGGUGGGCGAUUUGACCUGGGAGCUCAUUGAUCCCGUCCUCCCACGCUCUGAGCGCCUGCGUUCCCUGGUGCUCGGUGGCAUACCUCACAGCAUGAGGCCACAGCUAUGGAUGCGUCUGGCUGGAGCUCUGCAGAAGAAGAGGACCUCGGAGAUCACUUACAGAGAAAUCAUUAAGAACAGCUCCAAUGACGACACCAGCACAGCUAAACAGAUAGAGAAGGACUUGUUACGGACCAUGCCAACCAAUGCAUGUUUCAGCAGUCUGACCAGCGUUGGAGUGCCGAGGCUAAGACGUGUACUGAGAGGCCUGGCCUGGCUCUACCCAGACAUUGGGUACUGUCAGGGCACUGGCAUGGUGGUUUCCUGUCUGCUGCUCUUUCUCGAGGAAGAGGAUGUGAUGUGGAUGAUGUGUGCCCUGAUUGAAGACCUCCUUCCUCCAUCCUACUUCUCCUCCACUCUGCUGGGCGUCCAAACUGACCAGAGGGUUCUCCGCCAGCUCAUUGUUCAGUACCUGCCAGCCCUCGACCGUCUUCUGCAGGAGCAUGACAUAGAGUUGUCGCUGAUCACACUGCAUUGGUUCCUGACAUCAUUUGCCAGUGUGGUGGACAUCCGUCUGCUCCUCAGGAUCUGGGACCUGCUCUUCUACCAGGGCUCAUUGGUGCUCUUCCAGGUCACACUGGGCAUGCUCAAGAUCAAGGAGGAGGAGCUCGUAUCAUCAGAGAACUCUGCGUCUAUUUUUAAUACUCUAUCGGACUUGCCAAGUCAGCUGAGAGAUGGGCCUGCAGUUCUCGGGGAGGCUAUGAGGCUAGCAGGGACGCUAUCCCAGGAAACACUGGAAGCCCACCGGCACAAGCACCUAGCCUACAUCCUAAAUGAACAGGCGCAGCUCAACAAUGGAAACAACACAACACUCAACACCAAUCUCAACAAGGUGGUGAGGAGACAAUCCCUGCGCAGGAAGUCCACCCUGAGCUCCCUGCUGUUUGGGGAGGAUGAGGCAGAGGCCCUGAAAUCCAAGAACAUUAAGCAGACAGAGCUGGUGGCAGCCUUGCGGGAGGCCAUCGCCCGCACUGCAGAGCACUUUCACUGUCUGGACCCACAUCACUCCAGCACUGUGAGUUCACACACUGCAGCACAGGACCUGACUCCUGACUACUCCAUGGAGAGCCACCAGCGAGAUCAUGAAAACUUUCUUGUGGUGUCUCGCAACCGACGGAGGCGGGCGAAGGCUUUGCUGGACUUUGAGCGACAUGAUGAUGAUGAAUUAGGCUUCAGGAAGAAUGACAUCAUCACUAUCAUCUCACAGAAAGAUGAACACUGUUGGGUCGGAGAGCUCAACGGCCUUAGAGGAUGGUUUCCAGCAAAGUUUGUGGAGAUCCUAGAUGAGAGAAGCAAAGAGUACUCAUUAGCAGGUGAUGACUCAGUGACAGAGGCAGUCACAGACCUGGCCAGGGGCACGCUGUGUCCGGCCCUAAAGGCCAUCUUUCAGCACGGUCUCAAGAAACCAUCUAUACUGGGAGGGCCUUGUCAUCCUUGGUUAUUCAUAGAAGAGGCAGCCAGUAGAGAAGUAGAGAGGGACUUUAACUCCGUCUAUUCCAGACUGGUACUGUGUAAAACUUACAGGUUAGAUGAAGAUGGGAAAGUUCUAACGCCAGAGGAGCUGCUGUACAGAGCGGUGCAGUCAGUCAAUAUGAGCCACGACACAGCACAUGCACAGAUGGAUGUCAAGUUUAGAUCUCUUGUCUGCGUCGGACUAAAUGAGCAGGUGCUGCACCUGUGGUUGGAGGUGUUGUGUUCCAGCAUGGCUGCUGUAGAGAAAUGGUAUCAUCCAUGGUCAUUCCUUCGCAGUCCUGGAUGGGUACAGAUCAAGUGUGAGCUCAGGGUCCUAUCAAAGUUUGCCUUCAGCCUCUCCCAAGACUGUGAGCUACCUGACAAGAAAGAGGAAAAGGAGCAGAGGCCGCUGAAAGAGGGAGUGCAGGAUAUGUUGGUGAAACAUCACCUCUUCAGCUGGGACAUUGAUGGAUAGACCCAAGCACAACACGGCUGAAUCCCUCCCUGUCCCACGUGUCUGUGUAUAUUUGAUGUCUCUACCUGUUUCUUACAGACUGUCAGUUAUAAAUUAGACACUGUUGUCUGCUACAGUAAGUGACUACUUCACAGACUCCAUCUGUCACGUCACCGUUCAGCAUUGGACUAAGGUUGACGAGUUUGUAUGUGCUGAGGCAUGUGUGCAUUAAGGUGCAUACUUUAUUUUAACUCAGCCCCAGUGUAGGA